UUGGGCCUGCCUGUCAGAGAACAUUCAGUCUGACAGGUGAUCAAACCUUCAAUAUAUCUGACCGAGCAUGUUUCGAUAUCUCCAUUGAAUUUUUUUUAAUUAUGGCAUCCUGAGAUCUGGUAUCCUGCCUUCCGGUCGCGAGCAGCCCAAAAACAUGAAUCAAUUAGACCUGCCGAAAGCUUAUAAUGGAGCAGAGUCUUGUACGAUUGGCAUAACCGGCUUUGGGCCCCAAUCUCUUCCUCGACAUGUUCUUCCAGUCCCAACAUCGACUUGACUGCGCCGCCAAACAAGAGGAACGACAGAGGUCAUUGGAUAGUUUACCCUCGUCGUUCUUCGAGCCAUGCACAGAGUCCGAUAAUAAGGUGCUUGAAUUGCCCCUAAGCGAACUAGUCCAGCGCCAUAACGCAGGAUCACUAUCAACGGCGAGCAUUCUGAAUGCUUACGGAAAGAAAGCAAUCUCAGCACAAAAAUCCACCAAUUGCCUAGCCGGAGUCAUGAUUCAAGAAGCUCUAAACCCCAAACUUCCACCUUCUCCAUCCGGUUCAGACUGCACAGACAUUCCCGACCAACGCCCGAAACCCCUUUCUGGUGUUCCCAUCAGUAUCAAAGACUGUAUCGAUAUCGAAGGCUACGACACCACCGUGGGCUAUUCCUCUAAAGUUAAUCAUCCCGUUUCAUCGUCGGCAGCGAUAGUCCGACUUCUUCAUGAUGCAGGGGCGAUUACUCACGUGAAGACUACCGUACCUCCUGGUCUUCUCGGACUAGAAACAUCAUCAGACCUUUUUGGGCGAACGAGUAAUCCGUAUAACCAGAAUUACUCCAGUGGCGCUUCGACGGGUGGUGGGGGCGCACUUCUUGCAUGCAGAGGGAGCGUUAUAGAAGUCGGCACAGAUCUUGGUGGCAGCAUAAGAUUGCCUGCCCAUUUUUGUGGAAUAUAUGCUAUGAGGUCUUCGAUUGGACGUUUUCCGUGCCAGGGCACGCUUUCCCCCAUACCUGGACUAGAGUCGGUGGCUACUAUAUCCGCUCCGAUGUCUCGAAGACUGGAAGAUCUUGAAGAGUUUUGGAAGCGUGUCGUGGAGAUGAGGCCAUGGGAGUAUGAUCAUACGUGUGUUCCAUUACCCUGGCGACCCGUAAACCUUCGAGAGACGAAGCUAAAGUUUGGAGUCGUUUGGGAAGAUGGCAUUGUUUCUCCCUCUCCUGCUUGUCGUCGUGCUUUGGAAUGGGUCUGUGAUGCAUUGGAGAAGCAAGGCCAUGAAGUAGUUGAUUUUUCACCCCCUAGCAUCCCAGAAGGUCUAAAUGUCGGACUCCAGUUAUGUUUUGGAGAUGGGGGGGCUGGUUUCUUUAAUCCCGUGCGCAAGGACGAGAAACUUGACCCCGUGAUGGUUGCUAUCAAAUCUUUAUUGGGGAUGCCCCUUUGGAUCAAGAAGUUCCUGGCGAUGAUAACGCGUAAAACAACUGGUGAUGAGGUCUGGGCAUCAAUGCUCGAGACGGUCCACCUCAAAUCCCCAGCCGAGGAACGCGUGCUCGUCGUCUCCCGAGACGAGUACAGAGAAAAGUGGAACCAAGCAUGGGAAGAUGAAAGAUUCGACUUUGUCCUGACGGUUCCAUAUGCAUUGCCCGCUAUCCCUACUGGAACCGCAGAGAAGGCGACCCUGGUGUCUGCUUCCUACAUGAUGAUUUUCAAUAUCUUGGACUAUGUUGCUGGCGUUCUCCCGGUAUCUUUUGUUGACCGCCAGUCGGACGCGCUACCGAAGGAUUUCAUGAAGAGUUCCGAAUACAAGAACAUGGGAUUGAUUUCUAAGGGAGCGUACUCUGUUUACGACGCGGAUAAAAUGCACGGACUGCCCCUUGGCGUGCAGGUCGUUGGAAAGCGUUUUGAGGAAGAGAAAGUCUUGCAGGGGAUGAAGGUCGUUGAAGACGCUCUCGAGGCAUGUGGUCGCAAGUUCGUUCCCCGGGAAUUUUAGGGUGACCCAUCGUUAAAUCUAUGCGGUAAACUUGUACACUAUC
This is a messenger RNA of Suillus bovinus, 2007 nucleotides long. Its product is annotated as amidase signature domain-containing protein. The transcript has 7 exons. The record is from RefSeq and is a predicted model, not a curated record. NCBI's taxonomy places the organism in Eukaryota, Fungi, Basidiomycota, Agaricomycetes, Boletales, Suillaceae. The coding region runs from base 246 to 1964 and encodes 572 amino acids.